AUGGUAAAAUGUUCAGAAGGAAGUUUACAAGUGCUUUCAUUCCAUUCAAAAAUCAUGGCCCAAAAUGGUACAAAUGAUGAUCCCAAGAAAGAAGAAGAAUACGACUUCUUCGCUCCACACCCACAUCCAAAACCACGUGUCAAAACUUCAUUUUUUGAAGUAGUGCCUGAUGCCUACUCAGACAAAUCACUUUCAUUUACUGGAGACAUGCGAAGAGUGAAGAAGGUUCCUGAGACAGAAAAAGAAAAGACUCCUGAAAAAGAAGAAGUAAUGGAAGAACAGGAACCAGUGGUAGAAGAGGAAGUGAUGCAAUCUAGUGAAUACCGUGUUGUUGAUGCUCAACCCUGGGACACUAAAGAUGGGGUAAUCUUACAUCAUCUAAGCAUGCCACCAUUUUAUGUUUGGUUAUAA
This is a messenger RNA of Lottia gigantea (owl limpet), 411 nucleotides long. RefSeq lists its product as hypothetical. Lineage: Eukaryota; Metazoa; Mollusca; Gastropoda; Lottiidae. The coding region runs from base 1 to 411 and encodes 136 amino acids. The record is from RefSeq and is a predicted model, not a curated record. The transcript is spliced from 2 exons.